GCCCUGAGCCUUUGAUGUGCGGAGGUGAGACGAGUGGGCGGGGCCAGGGAGAGGGGAUUUAAAGCAGAAGGGAGAGCGGAGGGGGAUCAGUUGGAAGGAGCAGACAUGCCUGAUAUGGAAUAUUCCGAUACUUUCCCCUCCAGGAAGAUCCUCAAACCGGUGGUGGAAAAACAGAGAAGGGACCGGAUCAACCGCAGCCUGGGGGAGAUGAGAAUCUUAUUGUUUCAACUCACCGGCAACCAGAAACUUCAAAAUCCUAAAAUGGAGAAAGCGGAAAUUUUGGAAUUGGCUGUGAUUUACAUCAGGAAUGUGACACGUAUGAAAACACAUGAUCCGAAUAAGUGGGCGUCUCCUGCUGAGAAGAUGUAUGUGUCAGGCUUCCGGGAGUGCUUGGACCGCACAGAAGAUUUCAUCAGCGAGAUCAGUCCCAAGGCCAGGGCUGUGUUUUUGGACAAUUUACAGACUCACCUCCAGCAGCGGCUGCUUUUGCCCCAGCAAGUCGGGGGUCCGGGUGGGGACCAUGAAGAAGACUUGAUGUCCAACGGGAGUGAACUGUCCCCCAUCAUGGAUUAUUCCAUCUCCAGGGAUGAGCUCAGCCUCUGCACCCCAUCCAGUUCCUUGGGCUCUGAGAGUGGAAGCCCCCCCGCAUGGCUGCCCUCCAGCCCCCCAAACCCACAUGAACAGCCGCCAUUGUACAUAUGGAGACCGUGGCCGUGAAACUUAUUGGGGGUUUUCUUUGUUCCUAUUGGCUAAUGUUCCUGUGUGAUAUGUACAUAGAACCCCGUAUGUAUCAUGAGUCUGUACAGUAUCUGUAUGACAUUGCUCGUAUGUUGUGCAUAUGGGGAGCUUUCUGCCACUGUGAUUGGCCGGAUUGAUAUUUUGCUGUUAUACAGCCUUUGUAUAUUUAACCUUUUAAUAAAAGCAUUUCUCUGUUUCAUA
Messenger RNA from Xenopus laevis (African clawed frog), 939 nucleotides. It is a transcript of the gene esr-5.L, whose product is annotated as bHLH-WRPW transcription factor ESR-5 L homeolog. The coding region runs from base 106 to 717 and encodes 203 amino acids. NCBI's taxonomy places the organism in Eukaryota, Metazoa, Chordata, Amphibia, Anura, Pipidae. Gene Ontology annotation, cellular component: nucleus. The transcript is spliced from 4 exons. The record is from RefSeq and is a predicted model, not a curated record. Gene Ontology annotation, biological process: regulation of DNA-templated transcription; DNA-templated transcription; negative regulation of transcription by RNA polymerase II. Gene Ontology annotation, molecular function: protein dimerization activity; DNA binding.